This is a messenger RNA of Seriola aureovittata, 1602 nucleotides long. RefSeq names its product macrophage mannose receptor 1-like. NCBI's taxonomy places the organism in Eukaryota, Metazoa, Chordata, Actinopteri, Carangiformes, Carangidae. The transcript is spliced from 7 exons. Bases 1 to 966 code for a protein of 321 amino acids. The record is from RefSeq and is a predicted model, not a curated record.
AUGGUGUGGCUACAAAGUGUGAUCCCCUUCACUGGGAUUCUGGUUUUGUUUCAGAGGAUCACCGCUCAGCUGACAUCUCAGCAGUACCACCUGAUCACCGGCUCCCUGACCUGGCACGAGGCUCGGAGCUUUUGCAGAGUGAAGUACACCGACCUGGCCGCUGUGAACAACAUGGAUGACAAGAACAGGCUGGUCAACAUGCUGGGCGGUCGUGUGGCGCACACCUGGAUCGGGCUUCACAAGGGAGCGGCUGACAGGUGGAUGUGGUCCGACGGCAGCGGCAGAGCGCACUUCACCAAGUGGAAGGAGGGUGAACCCAACAAUGUGGCGGGAGAUGAAUGGUGUGGAGAGAUGUCGGAGACAGAGGCGUGGAACGACAUGUCGUGUGGAGACAAGAAAUGUUUUGUGUGUUAUGAGCGUCGGGAGGAUGGCAAGGAAAGGUAUGUGUAUUACUCACAGGAAAAAAGCUGGGACGACAGUCAAGAGCAUUGCAGAAGUAAGCACAAUGACUUGGCCUAUGUAAAGACUGGGGCAGAUAAUUCAGAGAUUGCCAAUUUAAUUGAGGCCUGGAUAGGCUCUUUCUUGCUUCCCAAAAACGCGUGGAUCGGUCUGUUCAAAGACGCCUGGAUGUGGUCGGAUGGAAGAGAAACCUCCUUCAGGUACUGGCUGAAAGGUUGGCAUUAUUCGGGAGACUGUGCCGCCGUUGCAGUGCCGCAGCAGGGACGCUGGGUUGCGGCAAAUUGUAACCAGAAGACCACAUUUGUCUGUCAGGGCGGUCUCAAAGUGAAGAAGGUGGUCAUAAGGAUGAAGGUGCGCUCUGAUGUGGAUCUCACCAACUCCACAGUCACUGAUGAACUCCUGAAAAAGUUGGAAACAGGCCUGAGAAAUCAGAGAGUGACUGAUUUCAGUCUCCGCUGGCGAGGUGACAAACGUGGACUUGUCUUCCAACGUCACGUGGGUCACUGAGAAGACAGGAUGCUAAAUGUUAAGCAGAGGCGCACACAUCAUUUCAGUGCAGCUGUUGGUGUUAAAGUGGCUUCAGUUGAACUGUUGAUGAGACUGUUGAGAGUGAUCAUUUUAAUACUGUGCCUAGCUUCAGUGUAUUUAUGUGUAUGUGCUGUUUUACACUUUUUUGUUUUUAUUUCAGAAGAUCAAUCAUUUUAUUAUUAAAGAAAAGCAUAACAAUGAGACUUUUAAUUUGAAAGAAACUCCAUUCAUUUCUGAAUUAAUUUAGGAUUUUAUUUGAUGUUUUAUUAAUGUUUUAUACUGUAUUGUUGUUUAAGUUUUGCCCUAGAACCAAAGACACAGUUUGUUGUGUUAGACUUCCCUGAUGACGAUGCCACUUACCAUCUUCAUCCUGAUGGAAAUUUUGUAAACAUGUUACGGUACACUUAUAGCCAAAAACACCAACCCCCCCACUGUAUGCAAAGCCGCCAUGGUCAGGUGGGUUUACAAACAGUGUUACAUAAGGUCAAGGGCUAGAGAGGUGACACACAGUGGACGCCGUGCACCAGAUGACAUAACUUUUUAAAAACUCAUUUAGAUUUUCACUGCUUGUUACUGUUAGACAUAAUACUAAUAAAGUAAAUUCGUAUACCUUUA